Molecule: messenger RNA, 2717 nt
Organism: Microtus ochrogaster (prairie vole)
Lineage: Eukaryota; Metazoa; Chordata; Mammalia; Rodentia; Cricetidae
Gene: Pcyt2
Product: phosphate cytidylyltransferase 2, ethanolamine
Biological process (GO): phosphatidylethanolamine biosynthetic process
Cellular component (GO): cytoplasm
Molecular function (GO): ethanolamine-phosphate cytidylyltransferase activity
Source: RefSeq, a predicted model, not a curated record
GGGCGGGGCCAGAGUCCUGCGAGUCGCGGGAGCGCCCCGCUCUUUCGGGGGCCUGCGGUGCCAUGAUCCGGAACGGGCACGGGGAGGUCGGCGCUGCCGGGCGCAGGGUCCCGGCGGGCCAGCGCGCCGUGCGGGUGUGGUGCGACGGCUGCUAUGACAUGGUGCAUUAUGGUCACUCGAAUCAGCUGCGCCAGGCACGGGCCAUGGGAGACUACCUCAUCGUGGGUGUGCAUACCGAUGAGGAGAUUGCCAAGCAUAAGGGCCCCCCCGUGUUUACCCAGGAGGAGAGGUACAAGAUGGUACAGGCCAUCAAGUGGGUGGAUGAAGUGGUGCCCGCCGCUCCCUAUGUCACCACCCUGGAGACACUGGACAAGUUCAACUGUGACUUCUGUGUUCACGGCAAUGACAUCACGUUGACGGUAGAUGGCCGAGACACCUAUGAGGAGGUGAAGCAGGCUGGGAGGUACAGAGAGUGCAAACGCACACAGGGUGUGUCCACCACAGACCUCGUGGGCCGCAUGCUGCUGGUGACCAAGGCCCACCACAGCAGUCAGGAGAUGUCCUCCGAGUACCGGGAAUAUGCUGACAGCUUUGGCAAGCCCCCUCACCCGACACCUGCCGGGGACACACUUUCCUCAGAAGUCUCCUCCCAGUGCCCUGGGGGGCAGAGUCCCUGGACAGGGGUGUCCCAGUUUCUGCAGACAUCCCAGAAGAUCAUCCAGUUUGCUUCUGGGAAGGAGCCCCAGCCUGGGGAGACAGUCAUCUACGUGGCCGGUGCCUUUGACCUGUUCCACAUCGGGCACGUGGACUUCCUGGAGGAGGUGCACAAGCUGGCCAAGAGGCCCUACAUCAUUGCCGGCCUGCACUUUGACCAGGAAGUAAACCGAUACAAGGGCAAGAACUACCCCAUCAUGAACCUGCAUGAGCGGACUCUGAGCGUGCUGGCCUGCCGGUAUGUUUCAGAAGUGGUGAUUGGGGCACCGUAUUCGGUCACAGCGGAGCUCCUGAGUCACUUCAAGGUGGACCUAGUAUGUCACGGGAAGACAGAAAUUGUGCCGGACAGGGAUGGCUCUGACCCCUACCAGGAGCCCAAGAGAAGAGGAAUCUUCCGUCAGAUCGACAGUGGCAGCGACCUCACCACAGACCUGAUUGUGCAGAGGAUCAUCAAGAACAGGUUGGAGUACGAAGCACGGAAUCAGAAGAAGGAAGCCAAGGAAUUGGCCUUUCUGGAGGCCAGGAGGCAGCAGGAGGCACAGCCUGCAGGGGAGACUGACUGACUUCUGACCUGGAGGAUGUCACUCACGCCCUUGCUCUGUGCCCAUCUCUUCUCUCCCGACCCUGCUCUGCUUCUGUGUCCUGGUGUCAGCUCACAUAAUUCCAAAGGAAGCUGGCCUUGCUGGAGGAUGCUGUUCUACCGCCUGUGAGGCGCCCACCGCCCACCUUGCCACAGGCUCAGUCCUUUGCACUGAGCUGCCCAGAGAGGGUGGCCAGCACAGUGAAGCAGCCCAGUGGACAGGAGACGGAGGAGUGUUGCUGUGUGUCCUUAGCGUCCACAGUUCCGACUGCCACUGCCCCAGUCUUGGUUGGGGGCGCCCCUCCUGCCUGACUGGAAGCUGCAAUCUGCCGGCCCAGCUUUGAUGAGAGGUACAGAGGGGGAUGACCUGCAAGUGGUCACCCUCUACUUUGGGGCACGUUCUAGCACCCCAUUCCUGAUUCCCAGAAGAUGUACUUCCCUGACGGCUGGGCCAGCUUGACUUUCUCUGCACAGACUCCGUGGUCCUCAUUUUGUACCUCAGUGGCCGAUGUAAAUUUCUUUGGCUCCCUGAAUAAAGCCUAGCGGGGGCACCCGGCGGGCACCUGGCCCCAGGAAGAUGCAGGAAACCCGUCCACAGCAGGGAUUCUUUUAGAGAAGGGAGAACAGGCCAGGCCAGGAAGCUGGGCAGCCUGUGUACCUGCCCUGGCUCUUCUGUAGACCCAGGAUCUUGGCAACUACCAGGUUGCUGAGGCUCCUACAGCUGCCUCUUGGUGGUUGACUGUAGGGGAGUGCUGAAGUCCUGGCUUCUCCCAAACAAGGAUGCUGCUGGUACUCUUAUCCCACACCUGGUCUCUGCACGUACUGAAGCAGGUAGACCUGCCUUCUCUCUUCCCUUGGAAGCAGGAGAGCCUUUGUGAGCAUAUGAGACCUGGGGUCAGGAUCUGGAGGAGGGGCAUACCUACCUCCAGCCUGUACAGUGCUCAGAGGUACAGUGCUCAGCCCUGCCUGCUAGGAACGGGGGUGGUGCCCACGCUAGAACCCUGGGCUGUGGAAUACUCAGCACAGUCUCAGGUCAAGGAAGCCACCGAGUGUGCUGGUCUCCAAAGGAACACUUCACUGGUAGGCAUGCUCUGUGCCACCUGUGGCCUCUGGGUGAGGCACCAUGGAGAGGAAGACACCCUCAACAGCAGGCUCAGGGGCUCCCAGACCAGAGCUCGCUCAGCUACGGAGCUGGCACCUGGGGGUGUUUGCCUUGGGCGGGAGGGAAGGCAGGACUCAAGCCAGCUGCCCACUUGGCUUUGUGGCCAGGGCCCAGAAUAUGUGAGGGGAGGGCCAGGCUCUGGCCCUCAGGGCAGUGGGCGUUUGGGGAUGGGUCUAAGGGCUCCUGUGCAGUUAGAGCCUUACUCUAGAUCAGUGCACCUCACUUCUGGUCCUGAUUUGUUGAACAUACAGCAGCUAAGUA